Messenger RNA from Copidosoma floridanum, 2502 nucleotides. Its product is annotated as transmembrane protein adipocyte-associated 1 homolog. Gene Ontology annotation, cellular component: plasma membrane. Gene Ontology annotation, molecular function: G protein-coupled receptor activity. Gene Ontology annotation, biological process: G protein-coupled receptor signaling pathway. The record is from RefSeq and is a predicted model, not a curated record. Lineage: Eukaryota; Metazoa; Arthropoda; Insecta; Hymenoptera; Encyrtidae.
CUAUUUUUUAUUAUUGUACAUCCGUAUGUACUUACAUCGAUUAUCUUCGCACUGGUGUCUACAUUGUGAAAUGUGAAGGCAGUGAUGAAUAUACUUAUAUAAGUAUAGAUACUAGAUAAGUAUAGGUACUAGAUAAGAGAGAGAGAGAGAAAGAGAGAUGAUCAAAAGUUAUCCUAAAUGACGUCUGAGACGUUUUCUUUCGCGUCUGUCAGAAAUAACUUAAUAUAUACUUUACGUAUUCCAUACUUUGUACACUGCGGUGAAAUUGUACGUCAUUCGUACAACGUACAACAAAGGGACAGAGAGAGAGAGCUGCUGUUAUAGAUAAGGAAAUAAAAAUCAGUUCCGUAUUGUGUAUACACUGUGUACCGAUGUAAUUUACAAAAGAGCACGGGUGUUGGAAAACAAUAAAAUGCAAUGCCUCCGAUACCCCGGGGUAUGCGUAUCAUGUUGUUCAUUGUUUCCGUUAAGUACGCUAUCUGGAGUAUUUACUACUUGGACACCUCUGCUACUGUGCUGACUACGUCAGAAGAACAAGCAACUGCAUCAGUUACAAAAACAUCAGGAGCAGAAGAGUCUUGAAGAGUAAAGCUAUCAUGAGGUGAGAGUGUCAAAAAAUCAAUAAAGAAAAUCAGUAUGUAUGGAGAGGGAGAGCUGGAAGUCUCCGAAGGAUGGAGGUACAUUAGAGACUUGAGCACAACGACAGAUCCUAACACAAGUUCCGGUGUUCGAGAUGAGGAACACUUUUGUAAAUUGAUACUCUACAAGGAAAUACAAGACACUAGGAUAAGAAUAUGGGAUGUCAUAAUUUUAAUACCAAAUCUCUUAUUCCUCCUAUUCAUCAUAGCGAGAUUCAAUAGAGCCAGGCUCAAACUUAGAGCAACAAGCAGUCCCAUAUACCUAGCUUUUUACGGUCUCGUCGUUUGCAGUAUUGUGAUAUCAGUUAUUCGCUGCGUUGUGUCAAUGAUGGUCAAUGCAGCCGGUGAUGUUGGUGGUGUGGUAGACAAAGUGUUGUGGGUCACAGUCAGGUUUUUCUUGCUCUCCACUGAAAUGAGUGUUGUCAUAUUUGGCCUUGCGUUUGGUCACUUGGACAGUCGUUCUAGCAUACGCCGAGUCUUGUUGGCCACGUCCUUUAUAGCCCUGAUUUUUACCAUAAGUCAAGGAACUCUCGAAUUUAUUUUGCCGGAUGACACAUUCCGCAUACCUAGCCGAGAUUUUUAUGUUUUCGGCCAUGGAGGAACGAUGUUUUGGUUUUGUAGCAGCAUCGUUUUUACAACGAUCUAUCUAUUCAUAUUGAUACUACCUUACACGAGAUUACGAGAGAGACUAACACUGCCUUCUCGUAAGGGUUUUUACGUAUAUGCUGCCCUCCUCGCAAUGAUGAAUUUAGUUCAAUCGGUAGGAGCUGGCCUUUUAAACUACACUCAAAAGCUCGAGGGAUUGUGCGUCAUCGAUUUCACUGCUGUACUAUACCUGACUUUGUUCACGCCACUAGUUUACCAUACGUUCCUUUCGGAAUUCCUUGGAGUAUCGCAGCCAUCGAUAAUGUUCUCCUACAAAGCCCAGGUGGACGACACAAUGGACGAGGACACAGUGUCACUGCCGCACCAGCAGAGCUUCUCCUCGCUCAAGACGGACAGCGACUACAUUUACCAGGUCCAUACCCCGCGUUUUCACGCUCCGCUCUUUCACUCCCAGUGCCUCGCGAAGCCCUCCUUUUCCAAAUCCAACCGCUUGAAAAGCAGCUCCUCACACGCGACUCUGCUCUACCACGAGUACUCGGCCCAGCGACGCCUGCACCCUCAGUCUCGGCUCAAUGUUCAGACCAGCGCGCCAGAUUUAAGACUGACAGCCUCCAGCCGCACGAUAGCCGACAGUCAAGAGAACAAGGACGAGGCAGCGAGUGAUUCCGAUUUGCUCUUGUCACCCAGCACUGCUAGUGAAUUCGUUUUCGAGCCCCAAGAAAACCACAGCAAAGCCAAUUUGUUUCCCUGUGGUUACAAAAGUGACAGUGCCGUCGAGGAGGCCAGAGGAAGAGCUCGGCGCUUUGCUGACGCAGCUGGGCCAAGUGAAAACGUCAGCAGUGGCUCUAAAGACAAGCCGAGGUUGUCAGAGUCAGGAGAGCAAGAGUACAAGACUGAGGAGAAAAAGUCAGGCGCGGGUGUGAGCGAUUAUUUGAGACACGUGCGAAAUGAAGAAAGCAACGAUGGUGCGGACAGUAACGUCCAAGUUAUGCUUUCGCAAAAGUCGAAGAAACCGUCCGCGGACUCUUUGUCGUCGUCCUCUUCGCAAAGCGAGGCGCUGUGAACUGAAAUUCGUUUAUUUUCCACAAGACUGACUUUGUUUGUGCGAACGGUGCUUUAGCUGUUUCGGUGCUUUGUUGUUAUAUUUUCAAAAUUAUCCUGUGCUUGUGAGUGAUAGUGUCUAAAAAAUCGCAUUAUUUGAAAAUAAUUUUCUUUCGCGAGCUUGUUAAGUUAAUUUUUUCUAAAAUUUUAUCUCUAG